CAUUCAUUUAGUCAUGUCUUUAGUGGCGUACGAAGCGAGUGAUGACGAGUCGAUACAUGAAGACGAUUAUGAAGACAAAAAUACUUCAAAAGUUACGGUCAAUCAAUCAAAUAGUGUUAACUCUUUCAAUGAAGAACUAGUGGAAGACAACCACAAGAUAUCGGGUCUAUUCACUAAACUUCCGGCGCCGAAGACUGUGUCGUCCACUUCAUUACCAAACUCAUCGCUCAGUGAUAUUGUCGUCAAUAAGAAGACAUCUGGAGGUCCCAUAAAAAUCACUGCACCAUCGCUGAAGUAUUACACAGAAGAUAGUGAUUCUGAUGAAGAAAGAAAAGCUAAACGUUUUAAGGGUUCGGCCAAAGGUACAGGUCUUACAUCUCUUCUACCAAAACCUAAAGGUGUAAAUCAAAAGGUCACAAAUACUUCAUUAAUACCACAAUCACUGACACGAUCUAAACGAAAUACCACUCCUUCAGCACCCAAACCAACUCAAACAGCCAUUACUGAGAAAAUGAAUUACUUUUUUGAUGAUAACGAAAAAAGCUAUGAUUUAACUCAUCAUCAGUUAAGUGAUAAAGAUUACGGACCUCAACCUCAACCUCAACCUCAACCACAAUCAAUAAUUAAUGAAACAAAUGAUUACUCGACAUCACAAUCAUCUUCUUUAUCCACUUCCACAACAAGUGGUCAAUCAGUAAACAACGACAUGGCUUACAAGCGAAUGAUAGCUUCUAAGUUUGGUAACGAAGACGCAGCAGAAAAUAUAAAGAUUGUAGACAUUAAUGUAUCGCAACAUUUGAGUCAUUCAAAAGACUGGCUCAAGACUAUAACAGAAGAGAAAGAAGAAGAGUAUACAGGAGUACAGCCGACAUCAACAGCCAAACGAAAACAUCAAAUCACAUAUUUAGCUCUUCAGGCAAAACAACGAGAAGUUGAACUCAAGAAUCAAUGGGCACUAAAUAAGGCCACGAAAUCACAGUCGCGCGCGAAAUACGGCUUUUAAUGAUUCAUAUGAUUGACUUAUUUUGCAUUUACUCUAUUAAUUAAAUCAUUUACUGACAAUCUUUAAUUAAAAUGAGUUAACAGUUAAAAAAAUCUAAUCAUAAAUCAUUAAUAAAUUAUAAAUAAAUUUGAAUUAUUGAGUAAAACAAUGUAAUAACUUUAUAUGUAAAACAUUGAAACUUAGAUUUGCAUUUAAACACACGGAAUGACAGAAUUGCAUUCAUAAUAAUGUAUUCAAUAGGACAUCAAAUGCCAAAUACAAGAUCCAUGUCUUAAGAUUUAAUUGUUUUUCUCAAUUUUCUUAUAUAAUAACUAAAAGUAAUGUAUUUUAUACUAUAAAAUGUCUAUAUCGGGAUCGGACUG
This is a messenger RNA of Oppia nitens, 1365 nucleotides long. Its product is annotated as proline-rich protein PRCC-like. The record is from RefSeq and is a predicted model, not a curated record. Gene Ontology annotation, cellular component: nucleus. Bases 14 to 1003 code for a protein of 329 amino acids. The transcript has a single exon. NCBI's taxonomy places the organism in Eukaryota, Metazoa, Arthropoda, Arachnida, Sarcoptiformes, Oppiidae.